Messenger RNA from Cyclospora cayetanensis, 1389 nucleotides. RefSeq lists its product as uncharacterized. The record is from RefSeq and is a predicted model, not a curated record. The coding region runs from base 1 to 1389 and encodes 462 amino acids. The transcript is spliced from 6 exons. Lineage: Eukaryota; Apicomplexa; Conoidasida; Eucoccidiorida; Eimeriidae.
AUGGCAGAGCUCUCACCUUCUGAUGUAUUCACAGUGGCGAGAUGCCUCCCAGAGGCAGACAACCCAUCGCAGACUGCUAGCUGUUGGUACUGCUUUGCUAUCCCGUCCUCGAAGGCUGGCACUGCAGCUUCUCGGCUGCUAGCAGCACCAGCCGUUGCUUCAUCCACGCCAAGGGAAGCUGUGUACAGGCUACUGCAGCAGCUAGUACAACCAGAGUGGCACAGCAUAUCCGAUCCCACUUCGCCGCAGUGGCUAGCGGAGUUUAAACACCGCGUUGCGCAGAAGGAGACUCUGGGUGCUAAUCCCAGCUGCCCCCUAGUAAACUCCACUGCUGAACGUAGGCAUACUGAAGUGGCAGAAACUACAAAAGGAUCCAGUGGGGAAGGCGCUCAUGCUGGAGCUUUCGCAGCAUUUCCUUCCAAGGAGCAAUUUCUUCUUUUGAACAAGAUUACGAAUCGCAUUGACACACCAUGGGUACAAGUGCUCAGAAGGCUGCGAGCUGUAGAAGAGUGCGAGAUGUCGAGGCCGCUGGAAUUAAACGACGUGAUAAACUAUGCGAAAAGACUCGCAGGCUCCGUUGCUGCGCCGCCGGAGACCGCCAACAUCGUAGAUGUGGUAUCACACCAAACCGCAUUCCCGUCUUACCAUUUCUUGCCAUAUCCUUCAAUGGAAGAGCUACAAAACUCGAGACUUGCCGCCUUAGGCACUAAGCCAUAUGCGGAUAUCUGCUUCCCUCCCGAUAUCUCGGCGAAGGUGGUUUGCCUACGACGGAAAGCAGCCAUGGCGCUGGUGGAGCCUAGUCAGGGUUCGACGUAUGUGUUCGAUACUUCACUGCUCUCCAGUGAUAUCUGGAGGGACGAACACAGCAAGGAGGUCUUGUACGAGCUACGUUUUACAUGCGCUACACCGUGCUGCACGUUUUGGUUCUCAAUUGCAAGCGGCCAGUGGUCUGCCUCUCAGCCGCUACCUCGCGAAUGUCCUCUGAGGCCACUGCCCUCGCUCAGGCCCCUGCUGGUCCCAGGCCCCUUCCCCAAAACAGUUCGUGUGCAAUGCAGGAAACAAGGUAAAAAGCCCUCGCGCUUCACGCAGACAUGCCUUAAGCUGAAAGGCACAGCAGCAGCUUGGUCAGGAAUGCCGCCAUCUGGGGCUACUGCUGAAGCGCGAGAAGUCGCAGACGACCAGCACGUUGGUCCCAUGGCCUCAACAAGGGCUGACGAGGGUUCACGAGCUACCCAGAAUGCAAAAGCAAUGCCACUUACUCAAAGAGGAGUAUCCAGCGUGUCUCAGUUCCAUGGUCUCAUGCUUGGGGCAUCUAGGAGAAGAGGACAACAGAGUUGCCAAGUUCGCAGCAGCGAGAGCAGCAGUGGAAGCAGUAGUGAUGAAGACUAG